This is a messenger RNA of Aphanomyces invadans, 8814 nucleotides long. RefSeq lists its product as hypothetical. Gene Ontology annotation, cellular component: membrane. The coding region runs from base 85 to 8694 and encodes 2869 amino acids. The transcript has 28 exons. Gene Ontology annotation, molecular function: protein binding; monoatomic ion channel activity. Gene Ontology annotation, biological process: calcium ion transport; transmembrane transport. The record is from RefSeq and is a predicted model, not a curated record. Lineage: Eukaryota; Oomycota; Saprolegniomycetes; Saprolegniales; Verrucalvaceae.
GAGGGAUCGAGAUUAGGCUCACAAGUCACUUCGCCAGGGCAGCACAGACGGACACACCGUUGGGAGUCUUAGGAUUCUUCAGUGAUGGACGCAGGAGACUUUGAGAAGAAACUCGUGUCCGCUAUCGAGGGUCGUGAUGCGGCACAAGUCGAAACACUUGCGAGACAGCUCAAUGGAAACACUGCGCUAUUGGAAAGUCCUUCUCUCGCGCGCAGUUUCGUUAUGGCUGCGGCCACCGAUCUCUCGAUAUUUCAGCCUUUGGUGCAGGCAAAGUUCGAUAUCAAUGCGGCCGACGAAGACGGAGACACUGCGCUGAUGGCGGCAGUCCGUGGCAUCGACUUGAAAUUGUACUCAGACGACGAAAUACCAGCUGGAGCCCCAACGAGUCAAGGUUGCCUAGAGAACGCAAAGCUGCUGUUGGACACCACCGAUGCAGAUGUUAAUCUCGUCAAUAAGAGCGGGGAAUCUGCACUCUUUCAAGCUGUUAAUUACGGUGGCGACCAAACUUUUAAAAUGGUUGACAUGUUACUCCGGUCCAACAAAAUCACAAAUGUGGACAAGGCAGACGAGGACCAAGUAACUCCUUUGCACGUUGCAGUCAAACGGGGUCUGCCUGACGUUGUGCAGCUUCUGAUCAACCGAAAGGCCAGCCCACGGUCGAAAACGAGCGAGGGCAAGUCGGCGUUACAUUUGGCAUGCCAAUAUGGACACUUACCCAUUGUGGAAAUUCUCUUGAAUUACCAGCCCGUUCUUAACGAGCUUACGGAAGAUCAUCAAACGCCACUUAUCCUGGCUGCUUCGUGCGGCUCGAUCGACAUUGUUCGUUUGCUUUUGAGUCUCCACGUUGAUCUCAGCAUCAAGGACAAAAGUGGCAUGACGGCAUUGCACCAGGCUGUUUACAGAGGAGUGGACUUACCUGUGAUCAAGGUUUUGGUGGAGGCCGGAUCUGACGUUGGCAAUAUUUGUUCGGAUGUGUAUUCGGCAGAUCCGAUUAUCAACGAUGCCGUCGCGCAAUCGUCGUUGAAUGUCAUCGAAUACUUAAUUCAACAAAAUGCCAAUAUCGAAGCCACAAACCACGAGGGUUUCACUCCGCUGAUUGUGGCGACGCAAUUUAAGCGUCACGACGUGAUGAAGUUACUGUUGGAACGAGGUGCUAAACUUGAGGCCGCGGACAAGAACGGGUGCACGGCUUUGAUGGAGUCUAUUUUGAAGGAAGACCCAGUUGGAACCUCGAUUCUUGUGGAGCAUGGUGCGAGUUUGCACUCCCGAAACAAGAACGGGUUUUCAGCGAUUUCGUUGGCGAUGUAUCAAAACAUUGAUUUGGGCAAAGACUUGUUUAAAAUGCAUCAAGACAGCCUCAGAGUGUCCAACGAGCCGCCCGUCCAGCCCACUCUAGCAGCAAUGCAAAAGCAGUUGUCGUCGAAUGUCGGGCGGACGUUACAUAUUGGGGACUUGAUUUAUUUGAACAUUGACGAUGGCCUGGUGCUCGGGUGCGACGGCUUCAUCCACACAGUCUUGCGACCGUCUAAGCCGUCCAACGAGUGGGAAGACUUUAUCUUUUGCAUUCACCCCAAGUUAUCUUACGACCACGUCGACAUGUCGGUCGCAGUUCACCCGUACUUUCAAACGAUUGAUGCGUUUUCAGAAGAAGAGCGUGAAAAGCGACGAAAUGAAGGCAAGUUGCAAGAAGCCCUUGAGUCGAGAGACAUAGUGAAUGAAAACACGACAAUUCAACUUUUUCACAUCAAGUCCCAACAAUACCUCCGCGUCAACCCAAUGAUAGCUGCGUCCAAGGCUAACGUUUGCCUGGAUCAACUUGCGACCUGUUACUCGUGGUUUCAGUUCCACGAUGGCAAAGCCAAUGUUGACAACGACAUUGUGACCAACUCGCCGUUGAUCCUUGUGAGUGCAAGCGUCAUAUCGGCGGCACAAGCGGUGCGCAAGCCGAAACCUGUGCUUCUCUUGGACAAUCAUGUCAAGGCCACCGUGCAAGUCGGACUGUAUACAACCCACGAUCCAAUGGUCCUUCAGCCAUUCGUGUGGAAGAACGGCGGCAACGCGAUAUCAGGGGCCGGUACGCGGCAAGUUCCGCUUCCUCGGUCCUACGGGUUGGACUUCAAGCGUCAAGCAUCGAAAGUAAAUUCUGUGUUUCAUUUGGAAAUGUGCAGCAAGUCAACAACGGGCGAAGUGUUGUACCAACUUCGCCAUGUUGCAUCGCGGUUCCUCCUCUCGAUCGCUUGCCCUUGCGUCAAGAAGGACCACAUCACUGCGACCUUGGUAAACCCUGAGGCGGUCGAGUCGGUGGCACAAGUCCACGUUGAACAUCGAUUUACCUCUCCUCAAGUUGGUAGCGGGACGAACGACAUCCGAGAGUAUGAGUUUCAAUUUUCGCACACGUGUCCCAAGUGCUCGAAAGAAUGGUUCCUUGGUGCAACGCAACACAAGAUGGUGUGGAAGCACACAGGUGACUGGCUUUUGGGAGAGCCCAUUUCAGCGGAAUUCACGAGGAAGGUGCACCAUGUGUGUGUAUGGAGAGAAGCGUUCUUGGCAUUUUCACUCACUGCGUUGGAGUACUUGAACGGCACAAACCAUGCAUCGUUUCAACACAGUAUUGAAGCCGUCAUGGUGGCCUGCAAACAAAUGUACUCGUUGAUGGAAGGUCAAGAGUUUGACGAAGUGGUCAAUUUUUUGCAACAAACGUGCUCGGAUGUUGAAAUUCUUGAAGCGAUGUUCCUCGCCACUUCAAUUUUCCGAUGCAUGGACAAGAUGCAAGGCUUUGAGCAGUUAAUGGUCACCUUUUUCAAGGCUAUGCGGGUGUUGGUGGUCGGCAAUGACCUGAAUGAAGUGUACUUGCACGAGCAAUUUGGAGACCGGCUGGGGCAAAUCAAGAUCUUGACCGGGUUGGACAUCAAGUUUGCAACUGCAUAUGUUGAUGCCCGCAUCAUCAUGACCAACAUGAUUGCCAAAAACUCAGGGGCAGUCUCGCAUCUCUUGGACAAAAUCAAUGCGGAACACAUAGUCCCUGGCAACUGGACGACCACAGCGCAAUUUUUCAUUGCCUUGAGCUUGGCCGAGCGCAAAGAUGCCUUGAUUUCCAAGAAACUGUACGACCACGAAAUGAGUAUCACUGACACGUGGGUCGCCAAGUGGGACACUUGUGCGAUCCAAACGCUUCUGUACGGCGACAAUAUCCGAGUUCGCUGGUACGACGUCCAAUCACAAGACACGUUGAAUAUCCUCAACCGCAAUGGUGUUGUGGGUCUUGUACCUGAAACUGUGGUGCGCAAGGAGCCGUAUCAUGUGACCCUUCCUCUCGAGUGUAUCUUGGACGGCUCAUUGCGAGGUCAAUCGACUCCCCUUGUCGACGAGUGGAUUGCUUUGUACGUGCAUCAACUCAAGCUCGUGUCAGCGUUGUGUGAGAAGAAUAUCAAGGUGCGACGCCAUUUCCAGCCAAAAUUCCCCAAGGGAGUUCUAUUUGGUGGAAUCCUGUCCAUGAAGCUUCCGUUUGAAAUUCGUACUCUGUACUUGGAACUUCUGCACUAUUUGUAUUUGCCCGCGACAUCCAUGCUUGAGAACGUGCAGCUGUCCAACCUGUUUCUCGACUUGAAGAUCAACAGAGAGAACCCACUUGAGGAAGAAAUGCCGGCCCUAUACACCCUGCUUGAUAUGACGCUGCACGAUGUGGUGGAAAAUAGCGUCGCGUACUUUGGAUUUCUCCGUGAAAUGCUUAACUUCGUCGACCGGGUCAUCAUGCUUGGGUACUGCGGUACUAAUCCUGAAGGCUACAAAAAUUUGUUCGAGUCGCUCUAUGCCACCGGAAUGAAAUGCGAUGGCGUGGUGAAGUUCGAGUCCAGCGCUGAUCGGUUGACGUUGAAUCCGUUGAAUCUGUCCUGCAACACCGUGUAUGGCGUAGCAAAUGUCGUGGUGUGCCAAAGGAAACUCGUUGCCUUGAUGCGCAAGGUCCUUCGAUGCAGAGCUGCUAUGUCGAAUGACACUAUCGUCAUUGGCAAAGAAAUUGUCCAGUACUUGUCGAGCUUGCUCGUUCACAAUGAUACGUUGGUGGCGCAGGAGGCAUUUGUUACUUUAUCCGAGGUGCUUCCGACCCCAAACUUCUCCUGGCUCCGUGAUGGGAAGCCGCUCUGUCAAGUUUAUCAAGGUGGAGAAUUCAACGAUGCCCUUUGUCAGAUUAUCCACGAAGCGCACGUUGUGUUUGACUUGAACGAACACACGUACCAUGGCCAUGUCGAGAGGUUGCACAUGAACAUCAAGGACGAGGGUCGCAAGACGAACAAGCGGUCAUCCCGCGAUCCACUCCAGGUGGCUAUUCAACGCGUCAAAAAGUGGACGCGCAAUGUCGUGUCGAACUCGACACUAAAACGCUUGCUUCGCAUCGCUCAAAUUCCUGAGCGUACGAUUGCAUACCUCGAGGAAGCCCUGGCACGCGGGGCGUUUGUCGUUCCUUCCAACGACGAAUUGGCGCUCGAGUUGGAGUACUACAAGAAAUUUCUCAUCAACAAGGACAACUUCGACAAUAUCACUAAAGGCAACUUACACUUUCGCGUGAUUAAGGAACAAGCGGUCAAGGACCGCGCCGCAUUGGCGCAUGACCUUCUCUCCUUGCUUCAAAACUUCACGGCCCAUCUGACAGAGGAGUACAGUUUGCGGUUGUUGGUGUUAGUGGUGCCGCUCGUGAACGACAAUUACACCCUGGUGAAGGAUGUGGCGUACUUGGUACUCAAGAUGCUUCGCCAACCCAACGCAGUCGUCGACAAUCGAUAUUCAGACGUGUUCCAAGCACUACUCAAGCACGCCCACUACAACGAACCGGCGGGCGAGUGCGUCUUGCACAUGCUUCGAGAAUCUCAGUCGGAAACGUGGAAGAACGAAGCGAGCUACCACUUGUUCUAUUCGGACUUUGACCUAAAAUCGCUCUUGAUCGGGUACCCGAAGGAGCUUUACGUGUUCGACCUCCUGUGCCUUGUGGCUGACGGCACGACCAACGAGCGAAUCUACGGUCAUCUCGAGUGCAAGUCGCUUUUGUCACUCAAGUGGAUUGUCCAGUUAAUUACGGAUCCCCAAGCCACUCCCAAGCAUCACCGAGUUGGCCUCGCAUUGGCCAAGACCUUGUACUUGGACAGUGAUUUGGAGACCGGGUGGGUCUCCACUCAACUAGAUACGCUGCGCCAAGCCUUAGACUUUUGCCGCAACAUGUUGCUUACGACAGACAACUAUGACGUGGUCGUGCACGGCGUAGUUCCGUUCUUGAAGGCGUGGAUUGCCGUGGAUAACAUUCACACCAAGAAUCCCAUCGUCGUGGACUUUCACAAGUCGCUGGUCUCAGAUAUGAAGGUGAUUCUAGACCGUCUGGACGUCCUGAGCGACUUGCAUUUGUUUACUUGCGCCAAUGUGGCGUAUCCGCUGGUCCAUGUCGUGCAGUCCCUGACCCAAUUGACCGUAUGCGCUUCCAAAGCGCUCGUAUCCAACACUCGCAACGACAUUGCUCGAGCGUACGGAUGGCCGGUGAAGAAGUCACCGCCUCAAAAUUGCUGCUACAUCCCGUUUGUCCAAGGAGCGCGGUCGCUCCUCGUGAGCCACGCCUCCAGCCAGUUGCUGGAAAACCCACAUCUUCUAAAGGACAGGCUAGUGGAGGGGGCAUUUCAACGCCUGCAGGCAACGUCGAUUCCAAACGCGACGCUUCAAGAUUUGAUGAUCGUUGGCAAGCAUUUGCUCAAGUUGGAGCAAGAGGCCACCCAAUGCGAUCAGGACUUGAUAUCGCUCAUCUUGGCGCACAAUGAGAUCUCAAUUUCCAAGACGAAGAAACACAGCCAACCUUCGAGGUGGGCGACUGUCUCCCCACAAUUGACUCGCUUAAAAGCAGCUUUGGCAUUCCGUCCGUCUAUCGCACGCGAUAAAACCUUCCGUGGCAAAACUUACCAGUCGUUGGAUGUACCCAUGCAAACCCAUGUCAGCGUCGUCGUGGACAAGGUGAACAAUAGUUCGAGCGCAGACACGUAUGCCCACUGGAAGAACUCAUACGAACCGUUGGAUCCGCAAACGUUGAUGCAGUGCCUGGUGCGGCUCAUCACGCGGUCGUCGUCGUCGUCGUUGCUUGGCUUGCGCGUGUUCAUCCAAGCGCUUACAUCGAAGCGGUUGGCGGGUGAGGAUACCCACACGGAGGACGAGAAGGCGCUGCUGCAAGCGCGCUUGGAAUGGAAGCAACUCUUGUCAACAGCGGUCAAGUCGGACGUGACGUCGCUCGUGUUUUGGUGCAUCAAGGAAAGCAUGGAGGAGGUUUCGAACCCUGUCAAGAGCCGUCUCGCCCUCAAUUUGAUCAGCGAAUUGCUAGUCGAUGGAUUCGAAGAAGCCCAAGACGCGUUGUACGCUGGGUACGUGGCGCUCGACGACAACUUUCGGUCGUACUUGUUUGGGUUCUUGAUGUCACACAUCAACGGCCCUUCCCACGAAGCAAGCAUCGUGUCGCUGACACUGUUUCAGCUGCUGUGCGAAGGCCACCACACGAAUUGGCAAAACAUCAUGCGCAGCAGUCGGUUCAAUCGAAGUGUUCUGGACACUGUCAUCAACUUAAUGUCUCGCAUUUGCAAGCAGUCGGACAAUGUAUUUUCGCUCAAGGACGUCAAAGUAAUCACCAAGGUGCUGUGCUUCCUGAGCGAGGCGUGCCAAGGCCCGUGCCUGGAGAACCAGCAAUUUCUGGCCGAGUCGGUCGUCCCCCGCUUGUGCGCCGACAUUGCGCUGGGCAAGCCGCAAUGCGAAAAUGGCCAGUACCCGCUGCAAGUAGCCAAACUCAAGCACAACGUCAACAUUCUCUUGUUGUCGAUGGUCGAAGGCCGCGACGAUUCCCUGGUUCACCUCCACUACGUUGAAUUGAUUCCGCCACAGGAGAUGUGUCGAGUGCUGUCUGCGAACCGCAAGAAGAUCAAGGACUUACAAGCCGACAAAAACUACACCUUGGCGAACGUGGUGUUUGCUGAGUCGAUCGAGCUACUCCGGUUGGCAUACUCGCUCCUGUCCAAGGUCACCAACACCGUCGACCCGCUCUACUACUUUGGCAAGGGUUGGAACGAGGCUCUCAACGAAAACGUGGCGUUUUUUGCCAAGCAAGUCAUCAAUGUCGAGGUAGUCCGCGGUGAUACAGAGAUCCAAGUAUACUUUCCCCGUCCCCGCGAAUCGCGGUUCCUAAGCCUCCGCGAGAAGAAGCGCCUCAUGGACAUCAUGGAGUUUGGCGAAGACAAUGCGUUGGCGGCGUUUACGUCCGCCGAGUCACGCAAUAUCGCGGAGGAGCUUCGGACUCGUCAAAUUCUUGCCCAAAACCCCACGUACGAGUGGAUGACGGAGCACCAGACGCUAAUCCGGCAAGCCAUGUUUGUCUUGUGCUUUUACAUCAAUUUUGUCAUGGUACUGGGUCUGUCGAUCGACCCGGACGACUCGACUCCCACUGUCCACAUUUAUUCGUAUUGGACGUUAUCGGGACUCGGUGGUGUGUUUUGCAUCUUGUGCAGCAGUUUGUGGUUGUACAACAUUGCGACGGAGACGUCGUUCUCGUACGCGAGACAAAAGCUCAAGCCGGCCAAGUUGCGCAAAAUGAGAAUGAAAGAAGUGCGUAAUGAAGUGUGGAGUGCAAUUGGCGAAGCGUUCUACGCGAUCGGUGGAUGGGUGGCAGUGUACGCGGCCAUCACGAUGGUGUAUGGCACGGACGACUCGCUGACGUAUAUCACGGCCGUCGUGUCGUUGGCGUAUGUGCUAUAUAUCGUCCUGCUUGCGAUCCGAAAAGUGUCUGGGAUCUUUCACUUUUCGUAUAUCACGGACGACAAGGUGAAGAACCGCCAAGUUCGCAUUUCGAACGUCCUGUUUUGGUUCAACGCUAUCGUGGACACGCUGAUCAAGGACAACGUCGUCGUGUUCACGAUCUACACGAUCUGUGCGUUCAUGGGGCUUUCCAGCGACAUCUCCACGCAGGCCUAUGUCUAUUACGGGUUCCCUCUUCUCGACAUUCUUGCCAUCAACGCGCGUCUGUCGAAUAUUCUCAAGGCUGUGACGUCGAACCUCGUGCCACUCGGUGUGACGAUGGCUUUUGGCACGAUUGUGAUCUACCUCUUCUCCUUGAUCGGGUUCUUUCGGUUCCAGGAGUUGAUGACCAACGACGACGGCCCCCAGUGCUCGUCCAUGAUGCAGUGCUACUUGACAUACAUCCAUUAUGGCCUCUUGAGUGGCGGCGGGAUUGGCGACUACAUGUCUGGCACGAUGGCGCACCCACUCGACUACUCGGACAAUGUGUCCUUCUUCGAGCGCCUCGUGUAUGACCUGGCAUUCUACAUCAUCAUUUUGCUUCUGCUCAUCAACUUGAUUAUGGGUAUCAUCAUCGACUCGUUCACGUCGUUGCGUGAAGCGUCCGAGAAGAAGCAAGAAAUCGAAAGCAGCAUCUGCUUGGUGUGUACCGACACAAAGGACGACAUUGAAUACCGCGGCAUCUUGAUGGGCGUCACCAACAGCUUCAAGAAGCACACGGAAGAGGAGCACAACCUGUGGAACUACCUCUUCUUUAUCAUGUACUUGGAGUCGAAACCGGCCACGGACUUGAACGGAACCGAGUCGUUUGUACGUCAGAAGCUCCUUGCCAAGGAAAUGUCGUGGAUUCCCAAGAAGAAGGGCGAGUCGACACGACCAGCAGAUGCCUAAGCAACGCGUUCGUACAAUUUGAAAUACAUGUUACAUCAUUUUCUUUGAAGCGAACGGCAGCUCUAACCAUCCUCGAGUCCUCACGCAAAGGAAUUGCCCCAAUGGAAACUGCAUCCUGAA